This is a messenger RNA of Harpegnathos saltator (Jerdon's jumping ant), 1096 nucleotides long. RefSeq names its product Radiation insensitive 1. Gene Ontology annotation, cellular component: nucleus; checkpoint clamp complex. The coding region runs from base 119 to 940 and encodes 273 amino acids. Gene Ontology annotation, biological process: DNA repair; DNA damage checkpoint signaling. The record is from RefSeq and is a predicted model, not a curated record. NCBI's taxonomy places the organism in Eukaryota, Metazoa, Arthropoda, Insecta, Hymenoptera, Formicidae. The transcript has 5 exons.
ACUUGUAAACAUGUGUUGGCAGCUUGGCUAGCCAGCAUUGAUAAUGAGAAACUGGCACACCAGCAACUAACGCAAAAACAAUUUGACAGUUUAUUGUUAUACCAGGUUUCAUGCAAACAUGAUGCAGUCUAAUAUCGAAGACUACAUGCUAGUCGCGAAAAUGGGAUUGACAAAUUUAAAGACUGUAAUACAGUUAUUAAGAGCUAUCACUUUUAAAGAGACAGCUACUUGCCUCGGUAGUGAAAAUGGAUUGAAGAUUACAGUCGAAGAUGCAAAAUGUAUGCAGGCUAGCGCGUAUAUCCCGUCCAUAAUUUUUCACGAAUUUAAUUUAAAGAACGAUGUUACGUUUGCGAUAAGUUUAAACAUAUUGGUAGAAUGCCUUUGUAUGUUCUGGCCCAGUUCACAAGAGGAUUCGGUCACUGUGCAGAUAUUUUACAAAGGCACAGGCUAUCCUCUAAGCGUUAUUAUUGAAGAAGACGGUGUCAUAACAGACUGCUCUUUAAAGACUCUGGAAGUAGACGCAUUGUUAGACUUUCAUCUCGAGGCAAAAAAUGUAGUGAACAAAGUAGUGUUGCAAACGGAAUUGCUGAAGGAUAUAAUAGCAGAGUUAGACCCAACUAGUGAUUUAGUCGAGUUGUGCUUAUCGCCGGAGAAACCGUAUUUUCGUAUCAGCACGGACGGUCUAGGCGGCAUUUGCCACAUUGACUUGCCGCACGAUAGCGAUCUAGUGGACACUUUUCAGUGUACGUCGACGACGACGUCCAGUUUCAAAUUAACGCAUAUCAAGCCGGCAAUGCGUGCGUUGUCGUGCGCCAACAAAGUUUCUUUGAGAACCGACACCACCGGGAUAUUGUGCUUCCAAUACAUGAUCAAAACCGAAGACGGGCACACCUGUUACAUCGAAUAUUACAUAUCUUCGCUAAUAGGUAUAGACGAUUAAGUGGCAGAGAAGUGGCGUGUUGAUGCCAAUGAUAAAGCCACACAUCUCCUUGAACGUUCGAGCUUAUUUAAGCGUUUACUUACAAUGCAAAGUUGUAUAAAUGAAAACAAACAGUAAAAUAUAUCUUGUACGUUUCUCACGCGUACGUUUUCUCUA